AACGCGAAGGAAGCCCAUUCAGAGCGUACCGCCAUGCACAAGGCGGCCUUUUUUGGACACUCGAAUGUCAUGGAGUACUUGAUCGGUCUCAAGGGUGACGUCAACGCGGUCGAUGCGGACGGGGACACUCCCCUCCACGAUGCCGCCAAGUUUGGCCACGAUGCCGUGGUAGAAGCUUUGCUCAAGGCUGGAGCGGACAAGACAAUCCGAAACAAGGAAGGAAAGUCGGCUACCGAC
Messenger RNA from Phaeodactylum tricornutum CCAP 1055/1, 237 nucleotides. RefSeq lists its product with no specific name. The record is from RefSeq and is a predicted model, not a curated record. Gene Ontology annotation, molecular function: protein binding. The transcript has a single exon. Lineage: Eukaryota; Bacillariophyta; Bacillariophyceae; Surirellales; Neidiaceae. Gene Ontology annotation, cellular component: nucleus; cytoplasm. The annotation marks the transcript as partial.